AUGAAGAUCCAUGAUCCCAUCUUUUUGUCACUGAUAUGUGUGUGUAUCGUUUUAACAGUUACCAAUUGCGGUCUAUGCAUUUCAACGGAGGCGCCAUCUAUGCUAUGUCAAUUCCAAGAAAAAGUUCUGAAGAGACGAACUCGUUCUUUUGUAUUCCCCAAAAAAGGUCAACUCCUGCUGACGCCAGUCUUUGCGAAAGCAAUCCUUGGUGGUAUACCCAAAGGUUUAACAUACUCUAUGGAAUUUGACAUGUAUCAUCCACUACCGGACACCGUUGAAGGUUGGAAACCCACUAUACUUUUGAAUCAAAUUGGAAAGAAGCAGAAAGUGGAAGAAAACCUGACUGUACUGACUACGAACAGUAGCACUGUCACAGGUUCGGGAAACGUGUCUCAAAACUAUGCUAAUAAUGAAGAAAGUUAUCAUUUCCCCGUUUACGAUGAUGUGGAGUACGGGACCAAUCCAUGGGCAUAUUAUAAUACAAUGAUCGAUAGUGAUCCCAGCCUUAUCUUCUCGCAUCAAGAAAACCCACACAUCGAGAGAUCCUCCCAAACACGAUCUCAUGCUCGACGGUUCCACACGCCGCCCAUUAGGAAACCAGUCGACUUCCAAGCAAAUGAAGCCGCAGACGCGAAUCCACUGCUUAGAGACGGUGAGAAGCUUAUUUGGCAUAAUAACCAAAAUUUACGCGAAAGAAGACAAAUUUUUGACCAACUGGAAAAACUUGGGAGAAUUUUUCAAAUCGACAUGAACUCCUGCAUACAAAGGGCCAUGUGUGAAAUAAAAACCCAUCUACCGCCUUUUGGAGAAUCUCUUAUGCACGACGUAAUGCGAAUAAUAUUAACUAUACCCAAAUCGUCAAAGACAUCUAGCGAAAACGAAAGUCCCGAUGAAUAUGGUCGCCAAUAUGCCAAUGUUAAUUGUGCUCUUCGAUUUUCAGUGUCGUGUCCCUAUCCAGUGUUGCCAUUUCUAGUAAAAGGAUUCAGUCGCUUAUAA
Musca vetustissima is the source of this 996-nucleotide messenger RNA. RefSeq lists its product as uncharacterized. Lineage: Eukaryota; Metazoa; Arthropoda; Insecta; Diptera; Muscidae. Bases 1 to 996 code for a protein of 331 amino acids. The record is from RefSeq and is a predicted model, not a curated record. The transcript has 2 exons.